UUUGGACAUGUGCAGAGGAGGGACAUGGGGUAUAUCAGUAGGAGAAUGCUGAGAAUGAAGUCGCCAGAAAGGAGGACAAGAGGAAGACAAGGAGGAGGUUUAUGGAUGUGGUGAGGGAAGACAUGCAGGUAGUUGGUGUGAAAGAGGCAGAUGUAGAGGACAGAGAGUAUGGAGACGGAUGAUCCGCUGUGGCACCCCCUAAUAGAGGAAGCCGAAAAAAGAAGACGACGACUCUGUUCUAAACCUUUUCUCUACACAAGACAACUGAUGAUGUCUAAAGCACAUUAAGAAGGCAAUAAAUGUCACAAAUAAACUCUGUUCUCUUGGCUGUGUUCUUUCCUAAUCUGGAUGUCCUUCAGUAUUAAUGUACAAUACUGUAAAUAAUUAAUAACACACAAAAAAAGAAAAACAAUUGAAAGAGAUUGUGUUUCCAAACUAUUCAUUGGUACUGUGUAUAAAUGACCUGCAAUCAAAACGUCCUCUACAAUGGCCCCUUUGGAGUGAUUAUACAAUUCCAAACCGGAAGUCCAAUCCAAACUAAAACGUCAUUCCGGACCGGAAGUUUGUUUAAAUGGGGUGUUUGUUUUUGUUUGUUUUGAACUUGCUCAGAGUUUAUGGUUUAAAAUAAUAUAUAUCCACACGUUUUAUAUUCCUAUGGACAUUAUAAAAAAUAUUAAAACAAAACAAAAUAAUAUGAAACUAAAUAAAAUAAAUCGAACAUUAAAUCUUUAAAUAAGAUUUGGGAUUGGGACGCCACAUGUAAACCGCGUCUUGUCGUCGCGUGGAUGACGUAGGCGUCCUGCCGUCCAAUCAGAUGCAGCCUAAAGAGCCCAGGGUUUAGUCUUGUAUAGAGAAUGGCUUCCUUCAAAGGGAGCACUAUUAAUGUGUGUGGAAUAGCACUACAUAGUGCCCUAGGUGUCCUUCCGUGUGGGAUUUGUGGUCAGGCCUGGGAGAGCACAGGCGGAUGAUAUGGCAGCUUUAUGAGCGGCCAGGUGGAACUCGCUUUUGUGGUUCAAUUCCGCCUUAUGUCGGAUUGACCAGGCGGCGGAGAGAAUAGGAAUUAUCAUUAAUUAAUAUAAAAAAGAGAAAAUGAUUUACUUGAUUUUAAUUUCAGCGUUUACGGGGGCGGUGAUAACCGUGCUGUUACAGCUCGCACUCCUGUACCGGAGAAACCCGGAGCCCGUGGCGCGGACCGUGCAGUACGUCAAAGCGGUGCCGGAUCCGGUUCUAAAGGAUUACUUUACAAAUCCGCAGCCUCCAGACGCGUCCAAACAGCCCACGGAAGGUGCGUGUCCUGGGCCUCCUUUCUCUCCAUCGUCUUCCUCUUCUGCAACGCACCAUCCUCCUCCUCUUUCUUCUUCUCUCCCAUCUGAACCGGAGACGUGCGGCUUCCUCAACGCGAUCUUCCUGUUCCUGUUCCGCGAGCUGCGCGACACGCCGCUGGUCCGCCACUGGGUCACCAAGAAGAUCCGCGUGGAGUUCGAGGAGCUGCUGCAGACGCGCACGGCGGGCCGCCUGCUCGAGGGGCUCAGUCUGCGCGACGUGUCGCUCGGCGACUCGGUGCCCGUCUUCAAGACGGCGCGCCUCGUGCGGCCCGUGGCGCUGGACGAAGGCGGCAUGCCCGAGGAGCUCGGCUUCGAGGUGGACCUCGAGUACGCGGGCGGCUUCCACCUCGCCGUCGACGUCGACCUGUUGUUCGGCAAGUCCGCCUACCUGUUCGUGAAGAUGCGCCGCGUGGCCGGGCGCCUGCGCCUGCGCUUCAGCCGGCUGCCCUUCACGCACUGGUCGUUCGCCUUCGUCGAGGACCCGCUGGUCGACUUCGAGGUCAAGUCGCAGUUCGAGGGCAGACCCCUGCCCCAGCUCACCUCCAUCAUCGUCAACCAGCUCAAGAGGGUCAUCAAGAAGAAGCACACGCUUCCCAACUACAAGAUCAGGUACAAACCAUUCUUUCCGUUCCAAGUGCAGCCGACGCCUGAGCCGACGCCAGACUUCUCGGUCCAAGACGAGCGACUGGUGGAGGGACGUCUCCGCGUGAAACUCGUUGAAUGUAGCAGGUUGUUUAUUUUGGGCUCGUACGACCGGGAGACAUACGUCCACUGCACUCUGGAGAUCAGCAGCCAUGAAUGGAAGGAAAAAACUCGCAGCUCCAUUAAAAGGGUCACCACAGGUCAACAGAGGGCAGCGGGCUCUAGUUUGGGCAUCUCUUCCAUAGAAAAAGAGACUGAGGUCAUUAAGGGUCCUAACGGUAGUGUGGGAAUGACGUUCCGAAAUGUCCCAGCGACUGAAGGUGACGUAGUGCAUGUAAGCAUCGAGACAGUGACUCCAAACUCCCCUGCUGCCCAGGCUGACCUGCAGAAAGGAGAUCGCUUGAUUGCAAUCGGAGGAGUCAAAGUGGCAUCCUCUGUCCAAGUGCUAAAGCUACUGAAACAAGCUGGAGAUCGGAUAGUUGUCCUGUAUGAGAGACCAGUCAAACACAAUGUGCCUACCUUGGGUUUGGGACCUCUUCAAGACACUCUGGGUCCCUUGGAAGAACCUACAUACCCUGUGGCUGGGGGUUAUGAGGAGGACCCAGCACACAUUCCCACUAUGGACAUAACUGAUAGCAAAGACAAUGACUCAGAGUUUGAGGAACUGAUAGUGGAGUCCAAGCUAGCUGGAGCCCCAGCUAUUGCAGAAGCUAAAGAUGAUACUUUACUCUCUGUAAACCAAAGCCCUAAAAAAACUGUGGCCAAUCUGGCCUCCAAGCCCUUGGGUACAAUCUCGCCAAUUCUCAAUCGCAAACUCAACUUGGCAGGUCUUCAAUCGCCGCUCAAACUUCAACCAAAAGAGUCACCAAAGCCCUCACCGCUCAAGAGUUCAGAAUCAUCUGAACCACCGCAGAGGCCUACAGUGCCACCGCCACCACCACCUGUCCGUCCGCCUGUCCCUCCUAGGCCCCAUAUAAAAGUGACAUCUCCUUCUACAACCUGUGAAUCCCAAAACCUAGAAGCAAGUGACUCUGUAGUGGAGAAAACCCAAGAGAAAUCUCCACCUGCUUCAAGCAAUGGAGAGAAACAAGCAUCUGAAAGAAGUCCUACGAAAACUCAAGAGCCAAAGCUUGUAAACAAACCUGUAGAGUCCAGUGAAGAACUUCCAACAAAUCCCAUCUCCAGUAAGCAAGAUUUGAUUAAAGACAAGGUUGUCGAGAGUGCCUCUAGCCUUAAAGAUAGUAUGGAUGAGCAGGGCCACUGGGAGUCAGCUGAGACUAUGUUCCGCAACAGAUACGGGCACUGGAGCAAGUCUUCUUUAGUCUUUGAUGUGGAAAGCCACCAUAAAUAUCUUAAUGUAGCACUCUGGUGCAAAGAUCCUUUUAAGCUAGGCAGUCUCUUAUGCUUGGGCCAUGUUAGCUUGCAUUUAGAACAUAUAGCAUUGGAAUGCAUGUGCAUUUCAUCUGCGGAAUACCAGAGCACCUUUCGGUUGUGCGCCCCUGAACCGAGGGCUAGCGUCAGCCGUACCGCACUUCGAAGUCUUAGCACACACAAAGGCUUCAACGAGAAACUGUGCUACGGAGACAUCACUUUAAACUUCACCUACCUGGGAGAGGGCGAUUCAGACCAGUCCAGCGGAGUUCUUGAGAGGGAAGGAAGUUUGCAAGAAGAAGAGAUAAAAGAACGUGAGCGAGAACGGGACCAUGUGCCGACACUAACUCGGUAUGACCUAAAUUACAGCUCCAUGCAUCUCGAGGUUCGCCACAACUUUCAGGACACGCAGUUUCAGAAUCCCACCUGGUGCGACUACUGCAAAAAGAAAGUUUGGACCAAGGCGGCAUCCCAGUGCAUCACCUGUGCCUACGUCUGCCACAAGAAGUGCCAGGAGAAAUGUCUUUCCGAGUAUCCUUUCUGUCUUGCGAUUCCCGACCGACGAAGCGUAGACCCCGAAGCAAAAUCUACCAUCAACCGGGCGACCACUGGUCUCACACGGCACAUCAUUAACACCAGCUCCCGUCUGCUCAACCUAAGGCAGGUUCCCAAAGCCAGAAUAGCAGAACAAGCAGAGGUCUGCUCUGGAGUGCCAGAACCUUCCCCAAAACACACUCCCAACACCUCAGACAAUGAGAGCAGCGACACCGAGACGUACACAGGGGCUAGUCCUUCAAAACAACCCACAGCCAGUGGUGGCACAAAGCUGGCUCGCAAAGAGGGAGGGUUAGAUGAUAGUGUGUUUAUUGCCGUGAAGGAGAUCGGUCGGGAUCUGUACCGUGGUCUUCCUACGGAUGAACGCUCGCAAAAGCUGGAACUGAUGCUGGAUAAGCUUCAGCAGGAAAUCGACCAAGAGCUGGAGCACAACAACUCCUUGAUAUCUGAAGAGAGGGAAGCCACCGAUCCCCGUCACAAAGCCCUCGUCACCUCAGCUCUAACCAAGUCUGGUGAACGGCUUCAGGCUUUGACUCUGCUCAUGAUCCACUACCGCGCUGGCAUAGAGGACCUAGAGUCCUUGGAGAGCACCUCGCCUUCCGAACAGCACUGCUUCCCCAAGACCAAAGUAGAGGUUCUGGAGGAGGACUUGAUGGCUGCCGAAGUGUACGACAGUGACGUUUGUAGCCCAGUGGAUGUGCAAAAUCUAAAUGACAUUAGUGAGGAGCAACUGUGUGUGGAAGCAUUAACGCGUUAGAAAACGGAAGUCCUAAACAUCACUGACACUGGCAGCAUUUAAUUGGAGGAUUUCGGGGGACUGGAUGUGACUGUCUGGGAUGGGACUGGGAUAAAUUAUGAAUGUGAGGUUUGCAAAAAUAAGUUAUUUUGCAAGGUACACAGAAAUUGAUCUGGGGGAUUUUUCCAUAUUUAUCUUUUUUUUUUUCCUUAGCCUCUGUCAACCUUCAGUCCCAAGCAAGUCAGUCAAGUACAUCAAUGCAAUGUUUUAAAUAUUAAACUUUUAGGUCAGUAUUGGAAUUAAUCAAUAUUGAUGUAGAUCACACCGAGCUUUCCUGCUUUGGCUUUGUAAAGGGGAGACUCCCAUUUUUGUAGCAUCAGUGUUAAUGGUAAUAUUUGAGAUUAAAGAACUCCAGGAUGCUUUCUUGUGAGCUUUGCACCUUUUGCUUUUGUCUGCUUUAGUAGGAUUUAGCCAAGUACUAGAAUGUAACCUUCGAUAUUAGUUCCACGUGGAGCUCCAGCCUCCCUAUCCUGCUAUGUUGUGUUUUUACUUUCUCCAAUUUCUUUUUUUUCUUCAAUCUUCUUUAAACUUGAGCACUUUUUUAUUGUACUAAAUUUCCAUAUUUUGAAUUGUUCUAAAUGAUUUGUUCCUUUAUUUAUCUGUAUCCUUUUAAUAUGCCUGUUUAUGUUCAGUUACAAAGGAUAAAGGUGAUGCCUUUUUUGGGGGGGACUAUUAUUAUUUUUUUGUUGUUGUUCAGUUUUGUUGUAUUUUAAUGCCAAACUAAAUGUGACAAAUCA
Silurus meridionalis is the source of this 5426-nucleotide messenger RNA. It is a transcript of the gene pdzd8, whose product is annotated as PDZ domain containing 8. Lineage: Eukaryota; Metazoa; Chordata; Actinopteri; Siluriformes; Siluridae. Gene Ontology annotation, biological process: mitochondrial calcium ion homeostasis. The record is from RefSeq and is a predicted model, not a curated record. Gene Ontology annotation, cellular component: mitochondria-associated endoplasmic reticulum membrane contact site. The transcript has 6 exons. Gene Ontology annotation, molecular function: lipid binding; protein binding. The coding region runs from base 1090 to 4650 and encodes 1186 amino acids.